CCCACCCAUCCACUCCCAACUUUGGCACCACCUAUAAAGAAGCCCCAGUCUUCCUAUGAAAAUUCAUGGUCUAUUUCUACAGAAGGUUUUCAUCAUGCUAUCGAAUCCUUGACCGUAUACAAGUUUGAUGAAAAGGCCACUGGGUUCUUCAGGGAAGCUAACAGAAUCAAGGGCUCUGUCUACCGGGGAUCCUUUAAGGGUGAUACUGCUGCUGUUAAGGUCAUGAAAGGGGACGUUUCGAGCGAGAUCAACUUGCUGACGCGCAUCAACCACAGUAACAUCAUCAGGCUAUCUGGUUUCUGCGUACACGGAGGGAGCACUUACCUUGUUUACGAGCAUGCAAAAAAUGGGUCCCUCAACGAUUGGCUUCAAUCAAACAAGCUUCAAAAUAAUUCCCCUUUAACAUGGAAGCAGAGGUUCAGGUUGCCUAUUGUGGCCGAUGCUCUCAACUACCUCCAUAACUAUGCCAACCAGGGGCGGUAUCAGAAGGAAGAAAAAUGCAGAACACAUAUUGUUCUCCGUAAAAAUGAUUUCCUCACAUUAUAUAUUCAGUAUCAAGUAUGCCUUUAUAUAGGCAGUCGGUUACAAGCAGAGCAUAAUAGUAAUUACACAGGAAAGAAUAAAAGUUUGUUACAAUAGGCUGUACAACAAACACGUAUAACAGAUUAUUCUUUUACUGGAGUAUUCCUAAAGAUUCUGCCGUGGAGCUUUUCAUUUUAUUUCCUUCUUGUGCUGUAUUUUUGGCACUUAGGUUAAUAGGUGGAACUAUGUUGUAGGUUGGGGGGCGGUAAAUUUUAAAAAUUAGUCUUAUAUA
Molecule: messenger RNA, 814 nt
Organism: Carya illinoinensis
Lineage: Eukaryota; Viridiplantae; Streptophyta; Magnoliopsida; Fagales; Juglandaceae
Product: protein LYK5-like
Exons: 1
Biological process (GO): protein phosphorylation
Molecular function (GO): protein tyrosine kinase activity; ATP binding
Source: RefSeq, a predicted model, not a curated record